AUGCUCAGAUCCGCAAUUAAAAACCAACAGAGUCUUGUCACUAGAAUACCGGUAACCACCACGAUACGUGCGUUGCAUGCAUCAAGCAUCCACUUCAAUGACAAACCUCCCUCUUCAAACUCCCCAUUAAAGGUGUUUUUCGAUACUUUCAAGCAAGAGGUGAAGAAAUCGUCCGAGUUGAAGGAAAAUAUUAAAGCUUUGCAGGAUGAAUCCGGAAGAAUGGCCGAAUCUGAAGCAUUUAAGAGGGCAAAAGAGGCAUAUGCCAGAGCACAGAAGGGAAGAAGUGCCGCAGGGAAAGCAGUCAAAAAAACUGCUGAUGUAGUAGGAGGUGCAGCCUAUAAAGCAUGGGAGUCUCCUGUGGGGAAAGGUGUCAGAACCACUGUCAAAGUUAGUGCUGAUGUUGCUGACAAGGCGUUUGAACCAGUGAGAAAGACAAAGAUAUACAAGGACGUUUCAGAAGUGAUUGACGAUGGGUCUUCGAAUAUGUAUGGUGGAUUUUUGACAAAAGAACAAAGGCAAGCUCUAAGAGAGAAGGAAUUGGCCAGGAAAUUAAAAGAAGGUUACAAAGGUCCGGUGAAGGAGAAUGAAGAAGCUGGUGGGGAGUUGGUUGCAACAGAAAUAAAAUCAUCGGGUCCAUCAACGAGUGAGAAAUGGGAAGCUUUUAAGCAAAAAUCGCCUAUUGGUAAAGCUAUUGUCAUUCUCAAGGAAAAAUGGGACGAAUCGGAGAAUGGUUUGAUCAGUCUAAUACGUACCAUUAUUGAAAAGGUUACUGGGUUUUUUGCCGAGACUGAGCAAGCCAAGACUAUCAAACAGCUAAAGUAUAUGGACCCUUCAUUCAGGUUGACCGAUUUCCAAAAGACAUUAAACGACUACAUUGUUCCCGAAGUUGUUGAUGCGUACAUCAAAAAUGAUGCAAAGGUGUUGAAGGAAUGGUUCAGCGAGGCUCCUUAUAACGUUUGGGAAGCCAACAAUAAACAAUUUACCCAGCAAGGAUUGUUUUCGGAUAGCAGAAUCUUGGACAUCAGAGGUGUCGAUAUUGUCACUUGCAAGAGCUUGCAACCUAAUGACAUUCCUGUUGUUGUUGUCAGUUGCAGAGCGCAAGAGAUCCAUUUGUAUAGAAAGGCCAAGACUGGUGAAAUAGCCGCUGGUACUGAAGAUCAAAUCCAAUUGAGUACUUAUGCUAUGGUUUUGACUAGAAUUCCAGAAGAGUUUGAUAACAAGACCACUGAGGGAUGGAAGAUUGUUGAAUUCGCUCGUGGUGGAUCAAGACCAUUCCAUUAA
Molecule: messenger RNA, 1281 nt
Organism: Lodderomyces theae
Lineage: Eukaryota; Fungi; Ascomycota; Pichiomycetes; Serinales; Debaryomycetaceae
Gene: TIM44
Product: protein translocase subunit
Exons: 1
Coding region: 1-1281 (426 amino acids)
Biological process (GO): protein import into mitochondrial matrix
Cellular component (GO): mitochondrial inner membrane
Molecular function (GO): protein-folding chaperone binding
Source: RefSeq, a predicted model, not a curated record